Molecule: messenger RNA, 2081 nt
Organism: Notothenia coriiceps (black rockcod)
Lineage: Eukaryota; Metazoa; Chordata; Actinopteri; Perciformes; Nototheniidae
Gene: ift80
Product: intraflagellar transport 80 homolog (Chlamydomonas)
Exons: 13
Coding region: 1-1587 (528 amino acids)
Biological process (GO): cilium assembly
Cellular component (GO): centrosome; intraciliary transport particle B; cilium
Molecular function (GO): protein binding
Source: RefSeq, a predicted model, not a curated record
AUGGGUCUGUUUGUUGGAGAUGGUUCUUUUUGGUCCUAUGCAUUGGAGAAGCCCAACACAGGCAGUGUGUUCAGCUUGGCCUGGUCUGCAGACGGCACCCAGCUGGCCGGGGCCUGCGGCAACGGGCAUGUCAUCUUUGCCCAUGUGGUGGAGCAGCAUUGGGAGUGGAAGAAUUUUGUGAUCACCCUGACAAAGAGGAGAACCAUGCAGGUGAGGAAUGUGAUGAACGAUGCGGUGGAUGUGCUUGAGUUUCGGGAUCGAGUCAUCAAAACUUCUCUUGCAUACGGUCACCUGGUGGUGGCCACUUCCCUCCAGUGCUAUGUCUACAACUCAAGAAACUGGAACACUCCGCUCAUCUUUGACCUGAAGGAGGGAACAGUGAGCCUCAUCCUGCAAGCAGAGAAACAUCUUCUGCUAGUGGAUGGAGCAGGCUUGUAUGUAUUUUCCUAUGAGGGUCGAUUAAUAUCAUCCCCCAAGUUCCCUGGUAUGAGAGCUGACGUCCUAAACGCCCAGGGUGCUUCACUGAGUUACGACACAAUCGGCAUCAGAGACAAGAGUGAUGAAAAAGUCAUUCUUCUCUUUGACGCUCUGAGCGGGAAAGCCCUUGGCGAUGGCAAGCCCCUGACUCACAAGCUGGAGGUGGUGGAGAUAGCUCUGGACCAGAGUGGCCCAUCCAAUGAAAGGAAGAUCGCCCUUAUAGACAAGAACCGUGACCUUUACGUGACCUCUGUGCGUCAUCUUGGGCGAGAAACCAAAAUCUGCAAACUUGGCAGCAUGGUGCACAGCAUGGCAUGGAACGAUGCUGCUAACAUCCUGUGUGGUAUCCAGGACAACCAGUUGACAGUGUGGUACUACCCGAGUGUUGUCUUCACUGACAAGGAACUGCUGCCAAAAACUCUACUCAUAAAGGAUGGCAGUGAGUUCAGCCGUGCUCCCCAUAUUCUGAGCUAUGUUGGCACCAAGGUGACGUUACGCCAAGGAGACGGAUCACUGGUGUACAGCAAUAUACCGCCCUACCCAGCCCUCCUGCAUGAAUACAGCGCCUCUGCCCGGUGGGAGGAUGCUCUGCGCCUCUGCCGCUUCGCAAAGGAUCAGUCAUUGUGGGCGUGUCUUGCUGGAAUGGCGAUGGCCCACAGGGAGUUGACCACAGCGGAGAUGGCUUAUGCUGCCAUCGGAGAGCUACCUAGGGUGCAGUACAUCAACUUUAUAAAGGAGCAGCCAUCUAAGGAGUCAUCUUUGGCCCACAUGCUGAUGUUCAGUGGUCAGGUCCAGGAGGCGGAGGCCACACUGUUACAAGCUGGUCUCAUCUACCAGGCCAUACGAGUCAACAUUGACCUUUUCAACUGGGAGAGGGCACUGGAGCUGGCAGUGAAACACAAGACCCAUGUUGACACAGUGCUGGCCUAUAGAGGAAAGUUCCUACAGAAGUUUGGCAGGGAGGAGACCAACAAGAGAUUCCUGCAGUACUCUGAAGGGGUUGAGGUGGACUGGGAGAAAGUCCAGGCGAAGAUAGAGAUGGAGUUGUCUAAUGAGAGAGAGAAGGCUGCUAACACCUCUGUGAGGAGCAGCGUGGCCUCACGACGUUAAUGUUCUGUGGACCUUUCUACUAAAAUUCUACUUGCAUAACAUGGCUAUGAUAAGUUACAAGUGCAUUAACUUCAAGAUCAUUUGGAGAUGUGAAGAUUAGAAUUGCUCUGAUGAAUAUGUUGUUGACUUUGGCUCUUACACUAAAAUCUUGUGGCUUGUGCUGUGUAAUGUAAAACAUUGGCAUUGUGUUACCGCCGGGUGGAUGAUUUUCACUUCGCAGAGACUACAACAUAAUGGCCUUUCCGUCAUAUCAGCUUCAGAGUGAUUUCAGUGUCAAGUUCAAAUCUGAAUGUUAUCUUUUACAGUUGUCGAGAAUUACGUGAUGUGCUCAGUCAUGCAAAGAUGUAUUGCUUUGUUUGUUCAGUGAUGUGUGAUUGAUUGAUUUAUUGUGUGUUUUUAUAUGGAUAGAUAUUUUUACAAUUUAUAUAUUCAACAUUUUGCCUCGUGUAAACACUAAAAAGAGUUCAGUAAAUAAAACUGAUGGAAAUAAUGUA